AUGCUUGUACGGCAAAUAUACGCUGUUCAAUUUGCUCUUUUGGCUGCUUAUCUUCAAAUUUCUUGUGGUGCUGUAAGUAAUGAAAGUAUUGGUACGUCAUUAUCAAACGUUCCACCGCUCACGUUACGAAGAUGUUCUAUGCAUGGGAUUUGCGGAAAUCGUGGUGGUAUGCACCAAACUUGUCCUUAUAAUGGACCGCCAUUACGUUUAUCAAAUAAGCAACAUCAACAAACAUUAGCAUCACUCUGCCCGCAUCUGUUUAAAGGUUUCGUAUUCUAA
Messenger RNA from Thelazia callipaeda (thelaziosis nematode), 279 nucleotides. The record is from the annotation of a GenBank genome assembly. NCBI's taxonomy places the organism in Eukaryota, Metazoa, Nematoda, Chromadorea, Rhabditida, Thelaziidae.